Molecule: messenger RNA, 988 nt
Organism: Panonychus citri (citrus red mite)
Lineage: Eukaryota; Metazoa; Arthropoda; Arachnida; Trombidiformes; Tetranychidae
Exons: 4
Coding region: 399-812 (137 amino acids)
Biological process (GO): regulation of synaptic transmission, cholinergic; positive regulation of voltage-gated potassium channel activity; sleep
Source: RefSeq, a predicted model, not a curated record
CAAAGCUUUCAGGCAAAUGUUUCCUUCAAGUUUAUCCAUAGACACUGGAAAUAUUGGUUAACCCAAAGAGACAAAGAUGAUAAAAGGAAACAAAGAUACACCGAGAGAGAGAGAGAAAGAUGAAGAGAGUUGGAGUUACACAGAUCAAUUAUCGACUACGAUUAGUGUGAUACAACAAUAACGACGAUUUAUUAAUCAAUUGCUGUUCCUUUUUUCCUCUUGCCCAACGGUCAACAGAAAUUUUCAAUCUCCAUGGUAACAAAAAGAUGAGAAAACUUAGUUACCUGAUGUUAUUGUUUUGUUCCAACCAAAUGGGCUCGGUUUUUCACUCAAUUUACUAACUAAACAUUUGGAAACAAUCAAAUUAUUUCAACUUUUAUCCGCUUUAAUUAUUAAUCAUGUUCGCUUUUAAUUGUUUCCUUCAUUUGGCCAUCUUGUUAUCGUUCAUUGUUUACUGCCAAUCACUUGAUUGUUAUAUUUGCUCAAGUGACAAUGAUACCGAUUGUAGUGAAAUAUUUGACAAGGAAAACACCAAAUUACAACCAGUAACUUGUGAUAUUCAUUCAGCUCAAUAUUGUAUCAAGACAACUGGUAUUUAUGAAGGCUCUGUUGGUGUACGAAGAUUUUGCUCUUCUCGUAAAUUCGAUGAUUAUUGUAAUUAUGUGAAAAGAGAGGGAGAUGUUAAACCUCAACGUAGUUGCGUCUAUUCUUGUGGCUCCGAUGGUUGUAAUCGAGGAGAAAAUUUGUCCAAUGUCAAUUUACGAUUGAUUGUGAUUAAUUUAAUCAUCGUUUUGUUUACCUUCUUAUCGUAAUCAGUCCUCUUGGAUCAAUUUCCCAAUUAUCUCAACGUAAUUGAAUUACAAGGACCAAUAAUCAUCGAUCAAAAUGUUUCUACUUAUUUGAUUAUUCUCACAACUCAACUUUUUAUAUCAACAAUGAUCAACAAUCAGCAAAACAAUUAUGAUUAAAAAUAAGCAAUAAGCGGAAA